AUGCCACCUAUCCCCGUGGUAGAGCUGCCUUCAACCUUGGACGAUGUGAAUGCAGGUCUGGUAGAACUCAAUUCCCAGGUCCCAAUUCCCAGCCAACCAUUCAUCAUCACCCCACGAGAUCACUAUGGUCUCUAUCGCCGAUAUGUGCAUUCCCCACCAUCAUUCAGCCCUGAUAACCUUACAUCUGUGGCACAUUUUGCUGAUUCACCGACAUUCAUCAAGAGUCAAGACGAACUUAGGGCUCGACCUUGGUGGUCAGGAUUCGGCGGAUCCAUACAGUCUGCUCAGACCCAUUACUUCACUCCAUUCCUCAAUGCAACGACAUUUCGUCUUAUGCAUUGGUUUUACAGCGGCUCCGUUACAAAAUCUUUGCUUGAGUUGGAUCGCCUUGUACAGGAAGUCCUUCUGGCAGAGGACUUCGACCAAGCCCAUCUGAAAGAGUUUCGUGCCUUGAAGGAAAAUCAUCGCCUGGACAGCUAUCAGGACGCCUCUGAAGACAUUCAUUCAUCAUUUUCUGCUUCAGACGGCUGGAUGGAAACCAGUGUGAAGAUCCAUAUUCCAGCUGAUGGAGUCCAACAUGCAUCUGAGGACACAGCCCCAGAGUUCGAUAUUCCUGGCCUAUUCUAUUGA
This is a messenger RNA of Suillus clintonianus, 630 nucleotides long. RefSeq lists its product as uncharacterized. The record is from RefSeq and is a predicted model, not a curated record. The transcript has a single exon. Bases 1 to 630 code for a protein of 209 amino acids. NCBI's taxonomy places the organism in Eukaryota, Fungi, Basidiomycota, Agaricomycetes, Boletales, Suillaceae.